Asparagus officinalis (garden asparagus) is the source of this 1268-nucleotide messenger RNA. RefSeq names its product probable tocopherol O-methyltransferase, chloroplastic. NCBI's taxonomy places the organism in Eukaryota, Viridiplantae, Streptophyta, Magnoliopsida, Asparagales, Asparagaceae. The transcript is spliced from 6 exons. The record is from RefSeq and is a predicted model, not a curated record. Gene Ontology annotation, biological process: methylation. The coding region runs from base 1 to 1203 and encodes 400 amino acids. Gene Ontology annotation, molecular function: S-adenosylmethionine-dependent methyltransferase activity.
AUGAUCAACCUCUGCUCAUCUGGUAAAAAAGAGUUAUGUGCCAUCAAGGUAGACUUUUAUAAGGCCUUCGAUUGUGUUAGCUGGGAUUUUCUUAUCAACCUCCUCAAAGCAAGAGGCUUCAGUAACACAUGGUGCUCCUGGAUCCUUAAUAUCCUUUCCUCUGCUAAGUCUGUAGUCCUAGUUAAUGGCUCACCUUCUGCUUUCUUUCAAUGCCAUCGGGGACUUAAACAGGGUGACCCCCUCUCCCCCCUCUUAUUUCUGCUCAUUGUUGAUGUCCUGACCAAGAUGAUCUCCUCUAGUGCUCUCUCAGGAGACCUCUCUGAUCUUAAUCUGAAAGGGGAGUUAAAUCAUAUUAGAACCCUCCAGUUUGCAGACGACACCCUCAUCUUUUGCAAAGCCACUCGCAGAGACAUUCACACUCUCAAAAUCAUCCUUCGCAUCUUUGGUCUUACAUCUGGCCUAUCCAUGAACCAGGCCAAAUCUCAUCUCUACUAUCUUGGUAGAAUUCCCAACAAUGAUGAUUCCUUGCACAAGCCGAAGAAGAUUGUUGAUGUUGGAUGUGGGCUAGGUGGCAGCUGUAUAUAUCUAGCAAGGAAGUAUGGAGCUGAUUGCUGUGGCAUCACUUUGAGCGCUGUCCAAGCUCAAAGGGCACAAGCUCUUGCUGCUGCUGAGGGGCUAGCUGACAAAGUGUCCUACCAAGUUGCAGAUGCAUUAAACCAACCAUUCCCUGAUGGGCAGUUCGACCUGGUUUGGUCCAUGGAGUGUGCGGAGCAUAUUCCUGACAAGACGAAGUUCGUAAGCGAAUUAGAACGUGUUGCUGCACCUGGGGCUACCAUAGUAAUAACGACAUGGUGUCACAGAGAUCUCUGUCCUGACGAAGUCUCUCUAAAUCCCAAGGAGAAGAAUCUAUUGAACAAACUAUCCAGUUCACAUUACCUCCCAAAUUGGUGUUCAGCUGCUGAUUAUGUUAAAAGUGCUCAAUCCUUAAAUCUCCUGGAUAUUAAGACAGACGACUGGUCAGAGAAUGUAAUGCCUUUUUGGCCUGCAGUCCUCCGAUCUCUUUUAACAUGGCGAGGCCUCAUUUCUUUUUUAGGAAGCGGAUGGAAGACCAUAAGAGGAGCACCCGUGAUGCCUAAGGUUAUUGAGGGCUACAAGAAAAAUGUUGUCAAGUACACAAUCAUUACAUGCCGGAAACCUCUGUAGUAGUCAGUAUUAUUGUAUAUUAUUGUAAUCUUGGACUUUUGAGGCUGCUGUGUGAAAUUGUGUGU